Molecule: messenger RNA, 180 nt
Organism: Parastagonospora nodorum SN15
Lineage: Eukaryota; Fungi; Ascomycota; Dothideomycetes; Pleosporales; Phaeosphaeriaceae
Exons: 2
Coding region: 1-180 (59 amino acids)
Source: RefSeq, a predicted model, not a curated record
AUGUUCCUCUCCCCUCAAAUUCAUUGGAGUCGCUCGCCUCUCACAUCCCCUGUAGCUUCGAGCAAGUCUACCCCAAAGAAAGAUACACAAGCAGGCACACGUGAUGCAUCCGAAUCGAAAAUCGAACUUGGUUCUGCACCUCACCCAGGCACAAAGCGAGACAAUAACGAAUUUGGGUGA